AUGAACGCCCAUAGGAUUGUCAUAGUUGGCGACUAUGGCGUUGGUAGGUCGUCUCUUGGAAUGCGCGUCAUGGAAAAGGAGCUCCCGGACCAUAUCUCUUAUUGGGGGCUUAUCGAAGGCGACCCCAUCCAAGUUCCUUGCUUCAACAAGAUCGUUGAACUGGAUAUCCAAGUUCCAAUGAGCAGCGAGCGCUACAACCGACUGCUUUCGCUGUCAUAUACAGCUGCGUGUGCGGUUGUAUUUUGCUACUCUGUAGAAGACCCAAGUUCGCUGGAGUAUGUGGAGUCGCAAUUGUGGCUAGAGAUAUUGCAUCAUAACCCCAAGCUGCCACUUAUUCUCGUUGGGACGAAGAAUGACCUUUCUCGUAAGGUCGCUGUUGACGAGUAA
Molecule: messenger RNA, 387 nt
Organism: Serendipita indica DSM 11827
Lineage: Eukaryota; Fungi; Basidiomycota; Agaricomycetes; Sebacinales; Serendipitaceae
Source: the annotation of a GenBank genome assembly